GGAGAUGGGAGAUGGGAGAUGGGAAACGACUCCAACCAGUCAAGAUAGGAGAUGGCCGAGGAAGUACAGGGGGGUGGAAGAUGGAAAAUGGCCAAGGAAGUACAGGGGGUUGGAGGAUCGGCGACCAAGGCUGCCGGGAGGAAGAACGUCGUGGGGAAAGGACGAGGAAGGAGGUGCGAGAGUGAUAUGGAGAUGGCCGAGGAAGGAGGGGUAGAGGUGGAAGACGAGAGGAUCGACGAUGGUAAGGACGGCGGGAGGAGGAAGGACGUGGGAAUAGGGAUGAGGAAGAACGCGCGAUGGUGGCAUGGGGAUGGCCGAGGAAGGAAGGGGAGGGCCGGUCACGGGGACAAAGACCGAGGAAGGCCGAGGGAGCUGGAAGGAGGCGGGUGGAGGGACCAGGAAGAAGACGGGAGGUUAGUCGAUGAUGGCCGGAGGGACGACGAGGGAGGUUUGAGGAGGGGGAGCGACGAAGGGACGAGGAGGGAGGUUGGACGAGACUUACAGGGGGGAGGAGAAAGAGGAGGACGAGGGGGGAGGGGGGAUGGAAGGGGAGGUAGGAGAAGGGGGGAACGAGGGGAACAAGGGAAACGAGGGGGAAGAGGAGGAAGAGGGGGAAGGGACGGAGGAGGAGGCAGAGGGGAGAGCGAGGAAAGGGAUGGGGGAGAAAGAGGAGGAGAUAAUGGAGCAAUAGGUGCAGGAGGGGAUCACUGUGAAAGGGAAGGCGUUGAAGAAGCAGGAAAAGGGGUAGAGGAUAAGGAAGAAGAGAAUGCAUGUAGGGAUGGGGGAGAAAGAGGAAGAGAUAAGGGAGCAAUAGGUGCAGGAGGGGAACACUGUGAAAUGGAAGGCGCUGAAGAACCAAGAAAGAGGACAGAGGAUAAGGAAGAACAAAAUGCAGGCGAUAUUGUUAUGCCAGACGCGUUGAUACCAGGGUCACGACUUCUCACCUCCGUCACCAGGGCCUAUGGCAUUGUUGCCACCAAGCCAUCUGAUCGAGGCCACACGGGUAAUCGGGUCGCGAGGAGGCAUAGGGCGAGAGAAGUACUGCUGAAGAAAGUCACGAAACUCUACAUACGUCAUGCCCUCGUGUACACCCUGUUAUGCGCGAAGGGCGAGGAAGUCACGCCACGUGGAGGCAGCUCGAGCCUUGAAGCGAGCGGAGAUCUCGGUAGGCCACAGAUCCAUGGGGACACCAUGAAACCGAAGCUUCUCCUCGAAGGUAGUGAUCCAUCCGUGGAGCUCAGAGGCCUUGUCGUCGAACUGUGGAAGUCGGUCCGGUCGGAACUGGGGUACGUAAGUUGGGGACCAAUAGUGAGAGCCGUGCUGGACUACAGCUACGGCAGGCAGGAGGCGAAGCUGAGGAUAAACGUAGAGGGAGGAAAAGAGGAGGAGAUGAGGGCGGACCCAGACCUGCAAAUGGCAAUUACGGAGGCAAAGGACCGCGCCGAGAGACGAUGCAGACGAGACGGGGUCACAGACGAGAUCAAGGUGAAGAUCACUUACCUGGAGGAGGAGACAUCUACGAACACUGCUGAAUGUGAGCAACAGCAUCUCGACCGCGACACAGAAGCGGAGAGCGACGCUAGCGACCUAGGGUCCGCGACCCAGUCCUGGCACGGACUGGACCAGUGGCGGCGGGACCAUUCGCCCGCUGAGCUUGUGGAGGACGAGCUCGAGCAAAAAGGGAAAGCAAGAGCAGGGCAGAUAAGCAAAGAAGAGAGAGCUCAGAGGGAGAAGAGGAAGAAAGGAUGGAGGGACUAUAUGAUUAGAAUGCUACAAGAUGAUGAUCUGUCUGUAAACUCCACUUCGGAUAUGAGGUUCAAGAGGAUGCUGCUUUCUGAACUGGUGGUAAGUUCCAAGCACUCCACCAACUUGCACAAACUGAUGGGAUUGCAUGAAAUGUUGGAUGAGAAGUGCACAAGGCUCUUCGAGGAAUAUGCUGAUGUUGCAAAGAAAUUGGGUGAGAUGGAGAGGGGAAAGAAUGAGAAAGAAAUUGGAGAGGACAUGGAGGCAGUGGGAAAGGGGCUUCAGGCAGAGCUCAAGGGAAACACUGCGCUCCUUACCCAAAGAUUCUUGGACUAUAUCCCUGGGCUCUUGAAGGAGAUGAGCAGGUUAAGAAAGAAGGAAGAGGAAAGGGAUGCCCAAGUGACAAGAUUGACAGAGGAUUUGGAAGGGAUGAGAAGGGAAAUGGAAGACUUGAAGAAGGAGAAGGAAGAACUGCUAAAACAAGAAACUGCUUUGGAGGUUUCCCUGUCCCAGAAAAGCAAGGAACUGGAAGAUGAGGUAGCAGAAAGGGAGAAGAUGGAAAAAAAAAUUGAGGGUUUGUGCUUUGGGAUCAGUGUGCAAGGGGAAGACCUGGAACAAGUGAUUACAGAAAGGGAAAAGAUGAGUCUGGUAUGAGAGAAAAGGUGGGAGGAAGUACUGGAAGGGAUAAAAGAGCUCAAACUGA
Molecule: messenger RNA, 2446 nt
Organism: Chara braunii
Lineage: Eukaryota; Viridiplantae; Streptophyta; Charophyceae; Charales; Characeae
Source: the annotation of a GenBank genome assembly